CUUGUCAACAUUAUUGUCGUCGCUGCUGCUGCUGGUGCCGCCGCGCAAACCCACUCGCUCCGGGUUCACCAAGCACCGUACAGAUUGCUCAUCUGCACACUCAUUUGGCGCCAACGCUGACGGCUCUCGAUCUCGACGCGACAUCGCCCCCAUCCCUCCCGCACCGGCUCGUUUUUGCACCGCGACGGUUUGGUGGUGCAGCGCAGCAAGACAAGACAACACACGAGCAGAGCACGCCCGCCGUCGCCACUGCGCCCACUCGAUCCCGCCAUUCUCACCACCUGGUCACGCCUCAACGACUGAACCGAAGUGCUAACUCGCAUGGCCGCAUCUCCUAUCACCCGCGUUCGUGUCAAAAUUCGCCCACAAUGGCAAAUCCCAUAGGAGACGAGAGCUGGCUUGCUUACAUCGAGGAGGAAACCCGUCGCGCCUUCGAUCUCGAUGGCCGUGUCAAGGUCACCGAACUCUACAAGACGGCCACGCUCGCCUUACCCAGCAGCUUGAGGAUAUGGCUCGCGUACUGCAAGUAUUUUUGGUCAUUGUUUACCGAGUGCCAGAACCCGAGCUCCACCUGGUCAGCCGAGGAACAGGCUCUUGGUCGCGAGCUCUUCCCUUUCAACUCUGCUCUGAGCCUGUGGAGCGAUGGGUACGAUGCGAUCAAAUACAGGAUGAAUGAUAGCCAUGAGUUCUGGAAUCGCUGGAUCUCCAUCGAGAUGGACCAGCUCGCCCGGUCACGCAACCCCGUCGGCAUCCGUCGCAUCACCCACUUGUUCCGCGACCGCCUUCAGAUCCCACAUGCAACUUGGGACGAGACCUCGCAGAUGUUUUCCAGCUUUCUCAGCACCUACAACAAUGCUGCCUACGAGAGCGAAUUCCAACAGGUGACAGCCAGUGCGAAGGAGGCGAAAGCUGCGUAUGAGUUGAGGGAGCCUUACGAGCUUAAGAUUCUGAGCGCAAUCCGCACGGAUGACGAAGAAACCCACAAGGCCGUUCUGCGCGAGUAUCUAGACUGGGAAAUGGUUCAAAUCAAGAAGACCAAGAACGUCCGUCUCGCAGUCGACCUUUGUUUCGGGCUAUACGGCAGGGCGCUGACGGGCAUCUUCGCUUUCGAUGACGACAUCUGGACCAAUUGUUCAGUGUACAUCUCUACCCUGCCGGGUCGCGCAAACGUCAUACAGGCUCAGCUCACGUUACCCAAUGUCCUGGACGUACUUCAAAGAGCUACUGCGCACUGUCCAUGGUCUGGUCUUUUGUGGUCGCGUUACAUCCUAGCCGCGGAGCGUGCCGGGCUUUCCUUCCAACAGGUCGAGUCCAUCAAGCAUGCUGCCACCAAUACCAAAGCCCUGGACAAAAAUGGCAUGACAGGAGUCCUCGACAUGUAUGCUGCCUGGUGCGGCUAUUUGAAGCGGACUGCGAUGAAUCCUAGUGCACAUGAAGACUCUGCUGACAUUGCAGAGGUGGGCCUUCUUGCCGCCUUGGAGGAUGUGCAGCUUUGGGGGGAACGCCUGUACAAAGACGAGUACAAGGGUGACCCCAACUAUCGACUCGAGCGAAUUCUUACGCAGUUCCUCACCGAGGUCAAAGGCGACGUGGAUGCGGCUCGGGCCACCUGGGAGCGAAUGUCUCAGAAACCAUUACUUGCCGAUAGCUAUGACUUCUGGCUCAACUAUUACCUCUGGGAAAUGGUUGUCUACUCGUCCAUCCCCAAGCCACGAAGCCCGACCCCAGGGACACCAGCAGGAGGAACCAUGCCAAUGAGAGUACCCGGCUUGGCGACUGACAUCUUACGCCGUGCUGUUGAGCGGAGAACAAUAGACUGGCCAGAAAGAGUCAUGGAGGUCUAUUUGCAGCAUUGUAACGACUACGAGCAGCCAGAGACUCUUCAACACGCCCUUGACCGAGUCUAUAAGGCUCGUAAGGGUGUGGCCAAGCGCCGAGAACGUGAGAGCGCGGAGGCAGCAGCCGCUUAUGCAGCACAAGUAGAGGCCGCGCAGCAGCAACAUGACCAACAACAGCCUUAUGCGGAUGCGGCCGAGUCCCAGGAUACCCCCAUGCAAGACUCUCCAGCCAGCGCCAAACGGAAACGAGAAUCGACACCGAGUGAUCACGGCGCCGCGCAGAAGAAGGCACGGGCCAGUGACGAAGCCCUGCAACUCAAAAGAGACCGUGAGAACACCACAAUCCUUGUGAGAAACUUGCCAGCCGAUGCAACCCAGACUGCCAUCAAGAAGUACUUCAGAGACUAUGGACACAUCAAGACUAUCAGCACCAAGAAGGAGAACGGGCCAGAGAGCACAAGUGCCUUGAUUGAGUUCAGCUCUGCUGAAGAAGCAUUGUCAGCGCAACUUCGCGACAACAAGUACUUUGAACAAUCACAGAUCAGAGUUGUGCCGGGAACCGGCCUGACACUUUUCGUGACGAAUUAUCCCCCAACUGCUGACGAGCAAUUCAUGCGUGAGCUAUUCAAGGACUGCGGAGAUAUAUUCAGCAUCCGUUGGCCCUCACUCAAGUUCAAUACGCACAGGCGCUUCUGUUAUGUUUCAUUCAGCGAUCCACAUGCUGCGGAAGCUGCCACACGACUGGAUGGAAAGCUGCUUGAUGGCAAAUUCACACUGCUCUGCAAGUAUUCGGACCCGACACAGAAGAAAGCGCGCGAAGGAGCCGUGGCCGAGGGUCGGGAGGUCAGAGUCAAAAACGUGCAGAUUGCAGCGACAGAGGACGACCUGAAAUCCGUGUUUGGCAAGUACGGCAAGAUAUCGACCGUCCGUAUUCUGAAGAACAUGGCUGGACGGAGUGUCGGGACAGUGUUUGUGGUUUAUGAGUCUGCUCAAGACGCUAAAAACGCCCUGCAGCUUGACAAGACCAAGUUCCGACAACAAAUUUUGGAGGUCGAGCUGAGCAAAGAGACGAACUAUAAACCGUUCGCCACGAGUCGGACGCGAGUAGAAGCCACUUCUUCACCGAGUCCAGCCACUACAGACCUGCCAGAACCCCAGCCGUCCGCAGGCCAUGACCCAACGCCACGAGAACUGCAGGAGCGCACAUUGGCCAUCAUGAAUGUGCCCGACACGGUCAACGAUGCCCGAGUGCGGUCACUGGUAGAGAAACAUGGGGAGAUUGUGAAGCUGGUUCUCAGACCAGACCAUCAAGGCGCAAUUAUCGAGUUUGCCGACGCAACAACGGCAGGGCGCGCGGGCUUGGCCAUUGAUGGAUUGGAGAUUGUCCCUGGAAGGAAGCUGCAGACUGGCACAGUGAGCGACCUCUUGAAGGUGAGGCCGGAACACAAGCCUGAUUCCAACCAGCCAGAGAAUGCCAAGCCUGCAUCUGCUACCAGCGACAAGAAGGCAGCCUUCAUGCAACCUGCACAUCACGUACGCAGACCAGCGUUUGGGAAGCCUGGGCCCAAGCGAGGCCUGGGUUUUGCCAUGGCACAGAAGACGACGCAAACAUCGUCUUCAAGCCCGGCUUCCGGGGACGUCAAGCCGAAGAGCAACGCGGACUUCAAGGCCAUGUUCAUUGGCAGCGUAAGCGAGAAGCAGGUUGAAGUCAAGACUAACGGCCACACCUCAAAUAACGCCUGAGUCAGGAAGGACGACAUACUUAAUAGAGAACCUUUGAUGAGCCAUGCCUCGUCCUUGGCAAAUUGUACUUUAUCAGAUACCCAGAUCCCGAAAUCAAAGGUGGGAGAUAUCAUUCAAAUUGAAUGCAUUUGAGCGAUAGUU
Molecule: messenger RNA, 3722 nt
Organism: Microdochium trichocladiopsis
Lineage: Eukaryota; Fungi; Ascomycota; Sordariomycetes; Xylariales; Microdochiaceae
Exons: 1
Coding region: 369-3581 (1070 amino acids)
Biological process (GO): RNA processing
Cellular component (GO): nucleus; ribonucleoprotein complex; cytoplasm
Molecular function (GO): mRNA binding; protein binding
Source: RefSeq, a predicted model, not a curated record